AUGUCUUUGCACUCUCGAUGGAACACAUUGUGCAUAUUCGGUGUCCUACCCAGCUUCCCCCCUUUCGAUCACUCCCCCGUUAUUCUCCCGGCACUAGAAAUACUCGAAGUGACCAGCGGUGGGAGUUAUGCAACGGGCAUCAUGCGGCUGUUCGCGUCAAUCUCGGCACCCAAAUUACAUCGACUCGUCAUGAUUGAUCGCUGGUCCGAAGACACACCGCUUUUUCGAGAUCUACAGCAGCAGCGGGACCAUUAUCCAUGUUUGCGCUCCCUGGUUGUGAAGGGAAACAAAUAUGUUUCUGCUUUUCCAAAUUGUAGAACCUUGUGGAAGACCUUUCAGUCUGGAAUUUUCCUUUCCAUAAAGGUUGUGGCGACCACUGCAUCACUGGAAGAGUCACCAUUUCCCACCGAUCCCGGCGAGCCUUUCAAUCCGGACAACAUGCUCGAGGAUUUGGCAAGUCCACACGACGGUGAAUGGUAUUUCCCGAAGCUCAAAGCUUUGACGAUCAGCCACACGUCCGAUGUGUCUGGAAGUGCAUUACUUCGCCUGGUUGCAAACCGCAUGCAGGCGAAGAAUACAGAUCCAGACAAAGGUGUCAUUCAGCUAGAGGAAAUUCGAGUGCACAGCAACACAUCUUUGGAUCAGUCUGAUGUAGAUGAGCUUCGGAAAAGCUUGUCGAACUUUGUUCAGACACGAGAGGGCCUGGAUUGGGAAGAGUGCCACUCCAUUGAUGAGUACCACGCUAUAGAGCUGUCUCUGACGCACCUGGCAGAGCUCUCCGAGCACCUUCGCGACCAGCUCGACCAGCCUGUCAACACUAACCGUCCGCCUGCCCGCUCGGACCGUGAUCUGCUUCGUGAAAGGCUCGUAUCCCGGCCACUGGCGUUGCCCAGCGUCAGCCAUCAGAUGCAUCCACAUCGGAUACCUUCGUGCUCGUCAUGUCGUCUGGGAGCGCCGGAAGCGCGAGCCCCUCGAGCCCCUCCGUCUAGCCUCGCAGGAUGGCCGCUAGCGAUAUGCCAGCGGCGCCAUAUCGACCGCACCUUCCCAUCCAUCGAACGCGCCCCGAUUGAGGUGCUCAAUGCCGUCUUUGACGCUGUCUUUGACGAGGGACAAAAAUCGCUGGAUCGAUUUGCCCGAGUCCAAUUCCUUCUGGCCGUCAUGUCAAUCUUCCUCCCAUGGCGAGCGGCCGCGCGUGACAUUCCUGCCCUUACACUGCCCAUCGGACUCGUGCAGCUUUCGCAUACACAGCUGCUGGACGUCUACGUCGUGAAGAUUGUGCGCCUUAUCUCUGAUGGCAUGCACACCAUCAACAAAGUGUUAGUGCACAAACGGGUCCCGUCACGGAUCCCGGAUGUGCAAGGCUCACGGUCAUACAUCUUCGAAACGAUGCAUAUGCUUCAAUGUCGGCCGACAUCACAUAGUAUUCCAGCAGGGUGGAGUGAUCAGUCAAUAAUCAACGAAGGUGUUCGUUCACUUACCUCCAACGGGCUCAGCGGGCUGCAGUUUCAAGGGGUGGAACUCUUCACUGAUACGCUCUCCUCCACUUCGGGCGUUGGGAAUGCACAAGAAUUUGUUGCUAGAUGGCUUCGUAUGCAAAGUCUCCUAGAGGAGAUUGAGUUCUUAGACGAUUGUGAUUACUCAGUGGCCGCCGCCUCACUAAUCGCAGAAGACCCUAACCCCGAAUCAGGAUCGCGAGCGUUGCCGCCCGCGGGGCCUCACAUCUUUGUCUCGUCCAGUUGCAGGCGUACUAGUACUGGCAUAACGACAGUCCCACUGAGCGACCUCACACCUUUGGAUAAACUACCCAUAGAGAUAUUCUCCCUGAUUAUUGAAAUCGGGUUUGAGGAAAUAGACAUCCUCACGCGCGUGCGCUUUGUCCUGCAUGCUGCAUCUGUAUCUCGCACCUGGCGCCAGCUCGUCUUGAGUACGCCAUUGCUCUGGACCACCAUCCACGUCUCUCUCCCUUACAGGCCACCUAUUACGUUCCUGUCGGCCAUGCUCGAACGGUCUCGCGCAUUGACGCUCGACAUCGAUAUCGAUUGGGUCCAUCCAGGACUUCCGCAUUUGCGACGACCAGAGUUGCAAUACCCUCCGGAACUCGGCGUGGACUACAUCCACGGCGUCAUGAGCCUGCUUACUGGGCAUAUUGUGCGGUGGCGGAGCCUCGAUAUAUGUACAGACCACGAUGAUCCCGAGACGAACCUCUCGUCGCUUUUGAUUGGGACAGCACCUGUCCUGAAGAAGUUCCGUCUGUAUUGCACGGACAUCUUCCCUUCCACUGAAGAUGACGAUGAUGCAGUUGACCUUCGUCGAUUCGAGGCACCCCACCUCAUCUCUCUGCACUUAGAGUCAUUGCCUUCUGACGAGGACUUGGCAAGGGCUAUCAAGCGGUUUCCAUCAGUCGCCGAAGUGACAUGGGAAGAGAAGAGCGAGCCUUGGCUGCGAUAUGAGGGCCUGCAGCUUAUGCAGAUCUUUCAGCCUCUCCGUGCACUUAGACGCCUAACCCUUGGUGGACUCGACUUCGCGGAUUGGAAUCCGCCGAGUGACACUGCAGUUCAGGCGAGCCUGCCUACGCUUGAAGUGAUCGAAUUCUAUGAUGCCUCGUACUACAUCCUUGGCGACAUCCUGGAGACAAUUCUGGCGCCGUGUCUACGUCAGGUCAUCAUCCGCGAUGCUGAGCACGACGAUGACCUCUCUUUCACGUUCCUCGGCUUCUGGAACCAUUCGAAUCGACUCCCGCGUCUGCACUCACUGGUACUCGAGGUUUCUCCCCAUUCACAUGACUGCAUACCGGAUGCAGGCGCAUUAUGGGCGGUGUUUGGCUUCUUCCACUCUAUUCGUAUUGUGACUAGCACCAUUGGGAGCUACAGUCCGGACGUGUUGUUGGAUACCUUGUCAACUCCCAAAAAGGACGGUUGGCAGUUCCCAAUGCUGAAGGCGUUGACGGUCCAUUACACGUCCGAGAUCAUGGUGGAAUCGUUGCAUCGACUUGUGCGCAACAGAAACCAGGCUGAGAUCUCAGUUUCGGGUGAGGGUGUCAUGCGCCUGGAGACGCUCGCAGUGCACAGCCCUAUGCCGAUUAGUCAGUCCGACCUCGUCGACUUCACGCAGAAUGUAUCCAAGUUCACGUGGGCGCCGACAAAGCCGGACUGGGAUAUCAACAAGGACCACUUUCCAGACCAGUAUUGUGCUAUGGAACUGAAUAAUGGGCUCGUACCUGCCGCUGACCGCAUACCCUUCGACAUGUUGCAACUCAUAUUCGAGGAAGCGGUGGAAUCAUCCGAUCCCCGCACACGAAUGCGAUUCUCUCUAGCUGUCGCGUCAGUUUCGCGUACAUGGCGAGCCACUGCUCACAAUGUCGCGGUCAUGUGGACGACUAUCUAUAUCUCGUAUCUCACUCCGCCUCCGAUCGAAGUCAUCCGACAGAUGCUGCAGCGUUCGCAAGCACGGCCCCUCGAAGUAUACGUCGAUUGGGUCUUGAACCAGGCUCCUUCGCAUGACGAGCCAGGGGUCUAUUGGAAGCCAAGAGUCGCCCUCGCACACUCGGCAGGGCCUCACAACAUGUCGUAUAUUUCAAAAGCGAUUCAUCUGCUCACCGACCAUGUACGAAGGUGGAGAACAGCCGACGUUAUGUGGACCGGACCUCGUAAAUUCUUGGCUAUGGCAUCCGGGAAGCUGCGUAUCGCAUUCAUUCAUCCAGACCUGGGCAUCGGCGGAGCUGAACGCCUAGUCGUCGAUGCCGCCCUUGGACUACAACAGCUAGGUCACGAAGUUGAUAUUUACACUUCGCAUCACGAUCCGGAACACUGUUUCGACGAAACGCGGGAUGCCCACUUCCCGUCGAUCUCGUCGACGCCGAAGGUCGUGUAUCCUGGGAUUAAUCUGGCAGCAUACGAAACCAAGGAGGUCGAUGGGCAGGAUCCCGACGUUCUGCAGGUCACGUCAACCCAGGACAGGGACCGCCCAACACUUCUGUCCUUGAACCGAUUUGAAGGGAAGAAAAACGCUGCGCUAGCCGUAAACGCGUUUGCCCGCCUUCGCAAGAACUUGGCGACAGGCUCUCCAGGAAACAUGCGUUUGGUCAUAGCGGGUGGAUACGACCCGAGGCUAGAGGAUAACAUGAUGACGCUCGUCGGGCUCAUCGACGGAGCAAAGGCACACACACUCACCUUCAACAUCCUCACACCGUCCACCUCACACGUCACCAUCCCGCCCUUCGACCUCACUCCGACAGAUCCCGACGUCCUCUUCCUCCUCAACUUCACCACCGCACAGCGCUCCGCACUCCUCUCUGCGUCCUCCACGCUCGCGCUGCUCUAUACUCCCACGAAUGAGCAUUUCGGCAUCGGCCCGGUCGAGGCGAUGGUCUGCGGCCUCCCCGUCCUCGCGUGCAACUCCGGCGGGCCGACAGAGAGCGUCGUCGACGCGCCACCGGACGAGCGCACGGGCUGGCUGCGCCCGCCAGAUGCAGAAAAGUGGGCAGACGCUCUCCGCGAGAUCAUGGCGCUCUCGGAUGGGGAGCGCGAGGCGCUUGGGGAGCGGGCUCGUCGAAGGGCGCAGGAGCACUUUGGCAUGGAGGCGAUGGCACAGGGCCUCGAAGGCGCGCUACAGGAGGGUGUAGCGAUGGGGCCUGUCAUGGCGUCGUCGGCGCUUAUGGUCUUUUGGGCGAUACUUGCGGUGCUUGCUGCCUUCCUCGUCAGACUUAUCUCUUGA
This is a messenger RNA of Postia placenta MAD-698-R-SB12, 4713 nucleotides long. Its product is annotated as glycosyltransferase family 4 protein. Bases 1 to 4713 code for a protein of 1570 amino acids. NCBI's taxonomy places the organism in Eukaryota, Fungi, Basidiomycota, Agaricomycetes, Polyporales, Adustoporiaceae. Gene Ontology annotation, molecular function: alpha-1,3-mannosyltransferase activity; GDP-Man:Man(1)GlcNAc(2)-PP-Dol alpha-1,3-mannosyltransferase activity. The record is from RefSeq and is a predicted model, not a curated record. The transcript has 14 exons.